Messenger RNA from Eutrema salsugineum, 2074 nucleotides. Its product is annotated as putative pentatricopeptide repeat-containing protein At1g77010, mitochondrial. The record is from RefSeq and is a predicted model, not a curated record. Gene Ontology annotation, biological process: RNA modification. Gene Ontology annotation, molecular function: RNA binding; protein binding. The transcript has a single exon. The coding region runs from base 1 to 2028 and encodes 675 amino acids. Lineage: Eukaryota; Viridiplantae; Streptophyta; Magnoliopsida; Brassicales; Brassicaceae.
AUGGAAGGAAAAUUUCGGCGUCAUUACGUCAGUCUUCUUCAGUCAUGCAGCGAGAGAAAUCGAGAAACUCUAUGGAGACAAACCCACGGAUUGUUCCUCAAAAAGGGUUUCCUUUGCUCAGUUGUCAUUUUCGCUAAUCAUCUACUCCAGAUAUACUCGCGGUGUGGCAGGAUGGGAACUGCACGGAAACUGUUCGACGAAAUGCCUGAGAGAAACUUUUUCUCGUGGAACACCAUGAUCGAAGGGUAUAUGAAGCUUGGGGAUAAAGGAACUUCUUUGAAGCUGUUUGAUAUGAUGCCAGAGAGAGAUGGGUACUCUUGGAACGUGGUUGUUUCCGGGUUUGCUAAGGCCGGUGAGCUAGUUGUUGCCAGGAGGUUAUUCGACGCCAUGCCGGAAAAAGAUGUUGUGACGUUGAACUCUCUGCUUCAUGGAUACAGCCUAAAUGGUUAUGCCGAGGAAGCUCUGAGGCUGUUUAAGGAAUUGAAAUUAAGCGUUGAUGUGAUCACAAUGACGACACUUCUUGGGGCUUGUGCCAAGUUGGAAGCUUUGAAAUGCGGGAAGCAGAUACAUGCUCGGAUUCUCAUCGGUGGUGUUGAAUAUGACACGGUAAUGAAUAGUUCUUUGGUUAAUAUGUAUGCAAAGUGUGGUGAUUUGAGAAUGGCUAGCAAUUUGGUGGAUCAGAUUGGGGAACCUGACGACCAUUCUCUCUCUGCCCUAAUUCUAGGUUAUGCAAGCUGUGGGAAAGUGAAUGAGUCUAGAAGACUUUUCGAUAGGAAACGUAACAGAUGUGUCUUUCUAUGGAACUCUAUGAUUUCGGGUUAUGUUGCCAACAAUAUGGAAACGAAGGCAUUGCUUCUUUUCAAUGAGAUGAGAAAUGAAGCAAGGGAAGACUCUCGUACGCUGGCACUCGUUAUAAAUGCUUGCGGCGGUGUGAGUAUCCUAGAGACUGGUAAACAAAUGCACGGUCAUGCUUAUAAAUUUGGGUUAGUUGAUGACACUGUUGUAGCUAGCACAUUGCUUGACAUGUACUCAAUGUGUGGAAGCCCAGUGGAAGCUUGCAAGAUUUUCAGUGAGGUCAAAACCUAUGACACGAUUUUACUGAACUCUAUGAUCAAGGUAUAUUUCAGCUGUGGAAGAAUCGAAGAUGCAAAACGGGUGUUUGAGAGAAUUGAAGAUAAGAGUUUGAUUUCGUGGAACUCAAUGACUGUAGGAUUCAGUCAAAAUGGUUGUCCAGUUGAAACUUUAGAGUAUUUCCACCAAAUGCACAAGCUGGAUUUGGCUACAGAUAAGUUUAGCCUCUCCAGUGUCAUUAGUGCGUGUGCAAGCAUUUCAUCUCUGGAACUUGGUGAGCAGGUUUUUGCUAGGGCUACUAUUGUUGGACUUGACUCUGAUCAAAUAGUAUCAUCCUCUCUCAUUGACCUCUACUGCAAGUGUGGAUCUGUGGAGGAUGCCAGGAGAGUAUUUGACACAAUGGUAAAAUCAGAUGAAAUACCAUGGAACUCGAUGAUAUCAGGUUAUGCUACGAAUGGUUAUGGAUUUGAAGCGAUUGAUUUGUUCAAGAAGAUGUAUGUUUCUGGUAUAAGACCCACUCGGAUCACCUUUAUGGGUGUUCUAACAGCGUGUAAUUACUGUGGUUUAGUGGAAGAGGGAAGGAAAUUGUUUGCGGCAAUGAAGUUGGAUAAUGGUUUUGUUCCAGACAGAGAGCACUUUUCAUGUAUGAUCGACCUUUUGGCUCGUGCUGGUUAUCUUGAAGAAGCCAUAGCUCUUGUAGAAGAGAUGCCUUUCGAUGCCGAUGCAAGCAUGUGGUCAUCUGUUCUAAGAGGAUGUGUAGCUAAUGGAUAUAAAGCAAUGGGGAAGAAAGUUGCUGAGAAGAUUAUAGAGCUCGAACCUGAGAACUCAGUUGCUUAUGUGCAGUUGUCCACCAUAUUUGCAAACUCUGGAGAUUGGGAAAGCUCGGCACUUGUAAGAAAACUGAUGAGAGAAAAGCAUAUAAAAAAGAAUCCAGGUUCUAGUUGGGCUGAUUGUUAAAUAUUGCUGAACUUUUUAUGGUAAACUUACAACAAAACAUUAUAGC